AUGGCAAAGAAAAAGGGAAAGGGAAAGUGGAGAAAAGCCCUGAAGUGGAGCGACAAGACCUUACAGAAUGCACAACAAACCGAUAUCGUCAUCCCAAUCAUGGGAGCCACAGGUGCUGGGAAGAGUACAUUCAUCAACCUUUUCUUUGACAAGACAGUGGCGAAAACCUCUGAUUCGCUGAACUCUUGCACGGCCGAUGUCAAGGAUUAUCCUGGACCAUGGAGGAAAGACCUCAGCAGGCGGAUAGUGCUCGUUGAUACCCCAGGUUUCAACGAUAGUCACGAGGACGAGGCCGAGAUCUUGCGGCGGGUAUCAGUUUGGCUAGCGAAGGCCUACGACGACGGAAUGAGGGUAGCCGGAGUCAUUUAUCUCAGCGAUAUUGCUCAGAAGCGCGUCUACGGCUCAACGCGUUUGAACCUGACCAUGCUUCAGAAGCUCUGCGGGGAUGAUUUCUACCCAAGGAUCGUCAUGGCUACAUCCCACUGGGACGAGGUUCCUUUGCAUGUCGGAGAGCCGCGCGAGGAGCAGCUUCGGGAAAACUUUUGGGCCGAGAUUAUUGGAAAGGGUGGAAAGACUUGGAGGAUCAUAACGAGGGAUGACGCCCUUGCGGCGAUUGAUUCUAUCGCAGAAGAGCAUCGUAGGAGGGGCCUUCAGACUGACUCGGGAACCUCAACGAGCAGCUCGGGGACCACUGUUAACGAAGAUGCCAUCGCGCUGUUGCUGCAAAGGGAGCUGGUAGAACUGGACAAGAUCAUCCCAGCGACGGGGGCAGGAAAGGAGUUGAAAGGCAAUAUCCGUAACCUUUUGGAGGUAUUGAAGCAUGAAGUAGCGGAGGAGCAGGACCCGGAGAAGAAGGCAGAGCUGCAGAGAAAGCUGCAGUUCCUCAGGUCCCAGGUGAAACAGUUGAAUAUUCCCCUUGGAGAACGGCUGCGAAUAAUAUUCGGUUUCUAUCAAGUAUGA
Molecule: messenger RNA, 960 nt
Organism: Coprinopsis cinerea okayama7#130
Lineage: Eukaryota; Fungi; Basidiomycota; Agaricomycetes; Agaricales; Psathyrellaceae
Exons: 5
Coding region: 1-960 (319 amino acids)
Molecular function (GO): GTP binding
Source: RefSeq, a predicted model, not a curated record